UCAAACACCACUUAAUUUACCUAAGCUCAUUAUAACACGAAACUUGGAAAAGACCAAUAUCCCCCAACCGCUCAGGCGACCACGACGUGGCUUUCCCAUCUCACCGCAAAGCUAAGCUUAUAAGAAUAAUUAUGAAGGAUUACCUCGUGCUACGAAGGGCAUGCGAAAAAAUCUACUACGCCGGCGGAGGAGACUUCUGGUUCGAAGAGGGGACAAUAGGCAACGACAAUCACAUUUUAUACAAAGCCUAUACACUAUCCAUAUUCUCCAUGUGCAUAGUGAUGACAGUGUUGGAGAUCCUGGCGGUGUUCGCGGGGGAUUUCCCGGAUGAUGAGCAUAGUGACGCGGUGACGUUCGCUCUGAGCCACACGAUGGUGCUGGCUAAGAUGUCGUCAGUGGUGGCGAGGAAGCGCGUGGUGCGAGCUCUGUGCCGCGACGCAGCCAGGGUCUGCGCGGCUCAUGAGGAUCCCCAGCUGAUGGCGACUAAAGCCAGGAUCAUUCGAAUGAAUGUCGCCGCGUAUUUCGCGUGCGUCUACGGCUCAUGUGUCUUUUAUAUUUUCGAGGGCUUGCGGAAGUUGUAUUUUGAUGGGACCCACUUCGUGACAAUAGUGACCUACUGGCCGAGUUUCAGCGACAACUCCGCUUCAGCCACCGCUUUCAGGAUCAUCUGUACCCUCGUGCUGAACCUCAUGAUGCUGCCGAUGAUCGCCUUCGACAGCCUCGCGGUGACCUUCCUCAUCAUCAUCAAGUAUAAAUUCAUCACGCUGAGGCAGUUCUUUGAGCGACUGGAGGGAGAGUUCUGUGACGUGGCUAGUAGAGAGUCGCUGGAAGCCGCUACGGAGCUGUUUGAGAGGCGGGUGAAAGAAGGUAUUGGGAUGCAUCAGGAGUUGCUGAGGAUAACCAAGGAGCUGGACAAAUCGUUCGGCAUCCUGAUCGCGCUGUCCGUGUGCCUCAGCUUCGUCUCAGAUAUCUCGCUGCUGCUGUCACUUACGUUAGCUGAGCAGUUGCCGUUUACGACGUCGUUGAAGAUCAUUCUGUUCAUAACGGCGCUUCUGUUCUUAUUGGCCGAGUUUCUGUGCAACGCGGGGGAGAUCACUUAUCAGGCGUCGCUCCUCUCCGACGCGCUAUUCCACUGCGGCUGGCAGCAGCUCGGCGGCAGCGGGCGGGGGCGCCGGGCAGCCCGGCUGCUGGUCCCGGCGGCAGCGGCGGCGCAGCGCCCCGUCGUCAUGAAGGCGUUUAGCAUGCUGCAGCUGACUUAUGCGACGUUUUUGACGGUGGUUCGCUCCAUGUACUCCGUGUUCGCCCUCAUCUCCUCACGGAAGAAGGACCAUUGAUGUGACGGCGACGGUGGACACACAGCCUUAUUAUGUCGUUAUGUAUGCAG
Molecule: messenger RNA, 1384 nt
Organism: Plutella xylostella (diamondback moth)
Lineage: Eukaryota; Metazoa; Arthropoda; Insecta; Lepidoptera; Plutellidae
Biological process (GO): detection of chemical stimulus involved in sensory perception of smell; sensory perception of smell
Cellular component (GO): plasma membrane
Molecular function (GO): olfactory receptor activity; odorant binding
Source: RefSeq, a predicted model, not a curated record